Fonsecaea erecta is the source of this 843-nucleotide messenger RNA. RefSeq lists its product as hypothetical. The transcript has 2 exons. Lineage: Eukaryota; Fungi; Ascomycota; Eurotiomycetes; Chaetothyriales; Herpotrichiellaceae. Bases 1 to 843 code for a protein of 280 amino acids. The record is from RefSeq and is a predicted model, not a curated record.
AUGGUGGACAUCGUAGCACUUAACGUGCGGACGGAGAUCGCGUUCGGGCUUUUCAGCGAUGGCUGCACGAGUCUCUCCUGGAAAACUGGACGCCAUACGUUCCUCGGUCAGAACUGGGAUUGGAUGGAAGCACAGAAGGAAAAUCUCAUUCAAAUCAACAUCGUCCAGACCGACCUGCCGACGAUCAAGAUGAUUACCGAAGCCGGCAUCAUUGGCAAGAUCGGGCUGAACUCUUGUGGUGUCGGAGUCUGUCUCAACGCGAUCCGCGCUGGGGGGAUGGAUUCGAAGCGCCUCCCCGUCCAUCUCGGCUUGCGCAUGGCACUAGAACAAACCUCGGCCCUGGACGCCGUCGCGGUGCUGGAGGCAGGUGGCAUGGCCAGCUCGGCGCACCUGUUGAUCGCAGACGCCAUGCACGCAACGGGACUAGAAGUCACGUCGUCAACCAUUGCGAAAAUCCAGCCGGACGAGGAUGGACGAAUUGUGCACACGAACCACCUCCUCAGGGAACAUCUGGGGGUGAACGAGCCUAAAUGGCUGCCCGACUCGGAGUUUCGCCUGCAGCGCAUCCAGACACUGAUUUCGGGCCUCCACAAUCGGUCGAGAGGCGUUCACGAUGAUGAAGACAAUGAUGAUGAUGGUCCGACAUGGGGAGACAUUGCAGCACUGUUUGAAGACCAAGAGAAUUGGCCGGUGGCUAUAUGUCGGUCGCCUAACAAGGACUCGGGCAGCCUCAGCGCCACACUGUUCAAUAUUGUAAUGGAUCUCAAAGCCAGACGGGCGGUGGUCAGAGUGGGAAGACCGUGCGACGUGGAAGAAACGAUUGAGCUGGACCUCGGGUCUUAA